Messenger RNA from Ooceraea biroi (clonal raider ant), 417 nucleotides. RefSeq lists its product as uncharacterized. Lineage: Eukaryota; Metazoa; Arthropoda; Insecta; Hymenoptera; Formicidae. The record is from RefSeq and is a predicted model, not a curated record.
AUGCCCGAUUAUCUUCAGGAAGUAAUUGUGGACAUGGCCCUUUGCUUAGGAGCAAGUGGUGGUAAUUUUCUACAGGCUUCACGCAUUUAUGCAGAGCGAUACCCAGGAAGAAGACACGCAGAUCAUAAAACAAUUAAACGUUAUGUUCAAAGAGUAAAGAAUGGCCAUGUAAAACGACGUUGUCGUCGACGUCAAGUUCCAUCUCUCCUUGAAAUUGGUGUGUUAGGAGUUGCUACAUUAAAUCCUAAUACAAGCCUCAGACAAAUUGAACGUCUGCAUAAUGUGCCACGUUCAUCUGUAUCGCGAUAUUUGAGAUACACUAAAUUCCAUCCAUAUCACAUUGCCCUGCAUCAAGAGUUGAAUGAUAAUGACCAUCGUCGUAGAUUGCGCUUUUGCCAAUGGCCCGUCAACAAAUGA